UGAUAUUUUAUUUACUCCUGAAAUCCAAGAUGGCCACCUUGAACAUCUCGAUCCCAUAGCAAUUGAGGAUGCAAGUAGCUACCGAAAAAACAACUUUUCCCCGACCAUCUCAUCCCCUGAAAUUCAAUUCGAAUUUUGCGGAUGACCCCCUUACAUCUUAUUAGCCACUAAAUAGCCAUUGCAUUUUCGCGCAAAUCCCUUCAAUUUGCCAAUUUGAAGUAGUUUCGCGAAGUAGCUCGCGCUGUCGCUGUCUGUCCGAAGCGAGGUUCAGACAGGCAGCACAUCCAAAUGGCCGAACCGAGAAAAGUACAAUUUGUCACCCUCUCGGCCUUCGCUGCUGGAUCAGCCACGGAGACUAGGAAACGCCGGUUGGAGGAUGACGAGGCCGACAUCGACUUGGAUGCGGAAUGUGAGGGCGACACGAAAGCGUCCGGGGCAGAUGGUGGCGGUGGGCUUUUCGGCAAAACUAGUAGUGACAAGGACAACGCUGAAGGAAAACGGAUUACCGUGCGGUUGAACCUAUCUCUGUCUGAGCCCAGCGAUCAAUCGUCGGCCGAGUUUAACUACAGCGAACUCAUCCAAAACAUCCAGGCAAAAAAGAUCACUCCUUCUCCAGCCCCGACUCAGACUCCAACUCCUUUUAUCCUGCCUCCCGCCCUUGACCCUAGCGACCCUUUCAACAAUGACGAGAAAGAACAACUGCAGGUGGAGGCCCUGGCCAAGAAGUUUGAGAACAAAUAUGGCAAUGCAAAUGCAGCAGGAAAGAGGAAGAGGAAGGAUAGGAUGCAGGAUCUGAUUGACAUCGGCUUCGGCUACGACGAGACCGACCCUUUCAUUGACAACUCAGAGGCUUAUGACGAGCUGGUCCCGGCCUCCCUGACUACCAAGCUGGGAGGGUUCUACAUCAACACGGGCACGCUGCAGUUCAGAGCUGCUUCCGAGUCUGAGGGAGAGGAUGGGGGCAAGGAUGUCAAACCCAGAGUAAGGGAGCUGAAGGAUGGCGAGGAGCAAGUGAUCAAGAGACGAAGGAGGAAAGAAGGAAACAAUUUGGAGGAGAAGAAACCCCGGAAGAACAGAGUGCCCAAACCAGGAGUGUCCUCUCUGAUGAACAUCCACCGGCCAGAGAAGAAGAAGAGGAAGAAGCUGAUGAAGGACUCGUUGUGCUUGGCAGCCAUGUUGCGCCGCUUCACCCGGGAGAAGCAGGAGAUGAGGAAGAUGAACCCCACCGUGCCGCACCCCGGCGUGGGUAGCUCCGUGGCCAACGCCCCGCGAGCCAACCACCUGCUGGCUAACUCCCACCUGCACGCUAACGCGGCUAACAACGACGUCUCGUUGGCCGAGCUCACCGCGGACCCCGCCAUGAUGUCACUGCUGGGCUCGGCAAAUGAGAAGGAGCUUCAGGAUCUUUUGGGUGACCUGGACUUCAGCCUUCUGGACAGCUCGGCUAAUCCGCACGUGGCCACGCCCGGGAGAGAGAAUGGCCUGAUGGGAAUUGGAGUUUCAGGGCCGAAGCCGAGUGGGGGCGGGUUAGGGAGGGGCCUGGGGGUUUCAGGGGGUCUCCUACACCCACCUCCGCUCCCUGACGGCCUGCCUGCUCCCCUCAUCAAGCGCAUCGAGGACCUACGGGCGGCCUCUCGUCAGUUUGAUCAAGAGGGAAGGAAGAAAUUCUUCACCCUGGAUAUGAAUAACAUCCUACUGGAUAUUGAGCUGCAGGUGCAGGAGCAGCCGAUGGGGCUCCGUGGGGAGGUGUAUUCUCACCUGGAGGCCUUUGUGCCCUGCAAUAAGGAGGCCCUGCUCAAACGCCUCAAGAAGCUUAGCCUCAACAUCCAGGACGACCGUCUGCGUACGCCCCUGUUGAAGCUGAAGCUGGCUGUGUGCAGUGUGAUGCCCGAGCAGAUCCAACGAUACAACUUGGACUACAUGGUCAAGGCUGCCAACAGGCAGCAACCCGGAGAGGGAGAGAAGAACGGAUCAGAGGAAGAGGACGAGGGGAAGCCGGGGAAGAGGAUGAUGGGCCCACGGAAGAAGUUUGUCUGGGACGACAAGCUCAGGUCGCUGCUGUGUAACCUGGUGCGUGUGAAGUUGAGCUGCUACGAACUGGAGUCGUCUCAGUGCUCUCUCUCCGUGGAGGAUUACCUCAAGGCCUUCAUGGAGAACGAGGUCAAACCACUGUGGCCGAAGGGCUGGAUGCAGGCCAGGAUGCUGUUCAAGGAGAGCCGUGUUGUACACAGUCACCUCACUGUCAACAUGGCCAAGAAAAGGAUGGUCCCCACCCCCAGGGCUAAAGCAAAGGAGGGCCAAUGGAUCCAGCAGAGGCCUAAUCUCCCCACCGCCACCACCCCUUCUCUCCCCCACGUCCCCUCCACCCCCUCCGUCAUCCAGGCCCGAGGGACCUCCUCGUCCCCCUCGGAGCCCAUCUGCCUGUCCGACUCGCUGGACGAGGAUCUCCGCGCCCCCUCCCUGGAUUCCGUCUCCCACGCCCUCGCCUUCCUCAGCCAAGCCGCCAAGGGCCUGGGUCCCCACGGCAGCGUCACUGACCUCACCCUCACCUCCCCCUCUCCCCCCCCUCUCCAGAUCCCCAACUCCUCCCCUCCUCCAUCACCCCCCACUACUCCCCCUCGUCUUCCCUACUCACCUCACAUUCUCUUUCCAAGACUCGCGGGGGCCACGUUGGUGUCUCGUGGCGCCGAUGGAGUGUACGGCGUGAUGAAAGGGGCCGGCUCUAUGGGACAGACUCAGAGACACAAUGUCAGCAUGGCGACCUCCACUCACAGGCAAGGGGGCAUGACCGGAGGGAGUAAGCUCCACCCACCGUCGUCCCCCUCCCCGCCCACCAAGCAGCGUCCCCCUCCCACAGCCUCUCCGCUCCUGCCCCCCCAUCAGAAGGUCGCCCUGGGCAUGGGUCCCGUGCCACCAACUCCCACUCACACCCCCAGCAGCUCAACUCCAAGAGCUUCCCAGCAGCUCAACUCCAAGAGCCCCCAGCAACCCUCCUACCUCACCUCCACUGUGGGCUCCUCACCCUCCCAGUCCCCCUCCCACCACCAGGGAAAAUCCAAGCCCCACCACCAGUCCAACUUCAUCACCCCCAUGCAGGCAACCCUCACCAAGUCCUCCCACAGCAACAACUCCUCCCCAAUCAUCAAGCUCACCCCUCGCCCCCCCGCCCCCACCCCUCCUCCCAUCUCCUCCCCUUCCUCCUCCUCUUCCAACCUCCUCUCUCACUCUCAAAUGAUCUCCAGCCCUCUCCAGUACCAGUCCCCCAAGACUGCCGGUUUCCGCCCCCCAUUUAGUGUCCAAGGUGGGGGUCAGGUGAAGUCGGGCCAGGGCAGUUAUAGCUUCGCGGGGAGCCAGAAGGGUCCGUCUGUCAUUAGCAGUAGUAGCGUUAGCAGCGCUACCUCCAACAGCAGCCCCAUGCGCAUGUCGCCCGUCACCAGUCGCCCGGACAACAGCCCCUCCCCCUCUGGCACGGUCUCGACCAAUCACGGACAGAGACAGAGGGCCGUGGGCGGAUCCAAGGCUGUAGGCAGUCGGGUGCCCACGUCAACCAUGGCCACACCCUCCGUUACCUCACACCUGACGCAGGUGUCAGCUGGCAGUCCCCUCCUGGGCGGGCCACUUGGCUUUGGGAUGUUGGGGGGGCUGGUGCCCGUCUCGCUGCCCUUCCAGUUCCCCUCGCUGCUCAACUUCACUCCUCCUGGAGCCCCGGGGGUCAGCAGCCAGGGCACGGGCGCCAACUCAGGAUACAGCCUCUCACAGAGCGACUUAAUGGAUCUGUAUAAGAGUCUCCAGUCAGGGUCACAGGCUGCUCUACCUCCUCACUUGCAGCUUGCUUUCUCAGAUACGAACCAAAGCCAGGGUGGCGACAUGAAGAGGAAGUCCCACUGACCAAUGGAGACGGAGGACAGAGCGUGACAGACCUCCACUAGGAUCACUUUGAUUGGACAGAUGGACACAAUUAUGUAAUAAUACAGGGGGGUGGAGCCUUCUUCCCUCAAUAUGGACCUGAAGAAUCAAUUCCCCCUCACCAUGACGAUUUCUGAAUUUAAUUUAACUAUUUUUAUUAUUACUGGGUAUAAAAUGGACCUUGGGUGAAUGAUAAUGAAACUUUUUUUCCUUACAUUUCUUUUCGUGUCAACAUGUUUACAUGACCGACCUUUAUCACUGUGGAAUGAGGACAGGGUCGUAUUCAUUAGGCUCCAAACAUAGAGAAAUUAAUACAGAAACAAGGACGGACUGCCUGAACACUCGUUUUCGAAAAAGCGUUUUGCUGUGUUGUGUACCAACGGAGUGCACAUACUGCAACGAAUGUCGACCCGGUCGUUCGGCGCGGUCUGUUUUACAGACCAUCCCGCCAAUGACGGUCUGAUUGAUGACAUUUUCGCUCGAUUCUACAUGUAGAAUCAGUUUGCAAAUUACGGCUGGCACUCUGUUCAGAGGUGCUAAGUACUCUCGGCCUGCAAACGCUAC
Messenger RNA from Oncorhynchus gorbuscha (pink salmon), 4470 nucleotides. Its product is annotated as ubinuclein-2-like. Lineage: Eukaryota; Metazoa; Chordata; Actinopteri; Salmoniformes; Salmonidae. The record is from RefSeq and is a predicted model, not a curated record. Gene Ontology annotation, cellular component: nucleus.